Molecule: messenger RNA, 2410 nt
Organism: Pararge aegeria (speckled wood butterfly)
Lineage: Eukaryota; Metazoa; Arthropoda; Insecta; Lepidoptera; Nymphalidae
Exons: 9
Coding region: 170-2083 (637 amino acids)
Source: RefSeq, a predicted model, not a curated record
GUAUUACCGCGUUUACAAAAGACAACAGAAGAUAAGUUAGCUUAAAAAGAAAAGAUUCGAGUUUUAUAAAAAAAAAAAACUCCUUAAUUAGGGAUGUGACAUUGAAAAGUUGUUUAAAAAGUGAUUGUGCUAAAAGUUUACUUUUAUUCUUUUUCGAUUUCGAUAGAAUAUGUUCCAAUACGAGUAUGAGAAAGAUACACAGCAGCGCGACAGCCGUACGGCAGUGCGCGACAGUCGCGUUACAGUACGCGACUGGCACUCGCGGCCGUUGCCGCCGAGGCCUGAAGACAGAUUGCCUACUAAAACUAGUGUGCCCCUGAAAGUUUGGGUGAUAGCGAGCGCCUCGUGUUUCGCCGUGUGCGGGGCGCUGGUGCUGGCGACCAUCGUUAUCACCAGAACAGCUGCCAGCGAAAGCUACACCCCAAGACAGCUAUAUUCCGAAGCGAGGGAACCAUUAUAUCCAAUGGCCUAUCCACAACCAAGGCUACUUACAACCACUGAAGGUGAUACCGCAACAGCCCAAGAAAACGAAAACGAUAUCCAAUACCCGAUUCUCGAGAAACUGUCCAUCUUCAACAACAGGGUAGCGAAUCGAGACAAAAAGAAACCAGACGGAAAAAAUCUGGUGUCGAAACCACAAAUACAUCCAAUCCACGAUGUAAUACACCAUCCUGAGAGAAGAAUCGAAAAGAAAGAUAAAGCGAAACUAUCUGACACAAACAGCCAUGACUUUAUUAAUCCUCAUUACAAAAUAAAUAAAAAUGGUGGUAUAACGCCACCGCGUCAUAUAAAUCCAAAUAAUAAAGUUAACAGCAAUAAUCCAAAUAUAAAUCAAGCUGAACAGAGUAACGAUUUAAAUCGCGUACCCGAAUUCAAACCGACACUGCCAGAUGUUUUCAUCCGUGACAGCAAUAUCAAGUUAUCUGAUGGCUAUAUAGCUGGACUGAAAGAUCUGGAUAGCAAUUAUGAAGAGUACUUCGACGAUGAUAAUCUUUAUGACGAUUAUAUACAAAGCAAUUCAAUGACCAGUUAUUUAAUAGAAAAGGUUCAAGAGCUGCACGACUGGAUUAUCUCAGACGCUGACCUUGAAGGAAAACCUACUGAUAAAAGGGACUCCAGUAACUCAACAAACAAUAACGAAUUUGGACAGUUACUACAAGCGUUAAACGAGAGUCUGGUUGAGGGAAAUGUGACUAUAGUGAUGAGCAAACUCAGGGAGCUGUAUUACGGAGAGAAUUUCACAAGCGUGAACCAAAGUAGAAAAGUCAUUUUGAGUAACAGCACGAAUCUGCUCUCAUUUGGUAUUUUAACGCUAGAUGUUAUGCUUCUACAUAACAUACAGCUGAUGGCGUGGGAAAACCAGGAAUCAAUUCGUAACAAAAUGCUCAAAGAUCCAGAUGUGUUCGCAUUCAACGCACUGUUCAUGGAGCCAUCAAAGGUUGAGGUGAAGAGGAACGAAAUAUAUCACCAAUAUGACAGUUUUUCAAGAAGACAAAACCUUCGCCAAGAGGCAGAGGAAUCUGACUUCGGAAUGAAUCUUCUAGAAAAUGUACUGGAAAUAGGUAUGAGUACUGCACGCGCCGCUAUACACCUCGGGAGAGCUUUCAAGAACACCAAGAUGGUUUUGAACCAGCUGUCAAAUCGAGAAGCGUUAAAUGCCAACAUUCAAAAUCAACUUUCGCGCAACAUUGAUGCCCACACACACGCGCUGAAUCAUCUCCAAACGUCAUUCAAUAAGAAUGACAGUACGAGUUCCAGUGUUGCCAACUCUACGAAUGCAAUUUAUACCGAUUUAGAUUGUGUUUGGUUGUUGUAUUGCAAGAAUUUGGUGGCUACGGCGAAGUUGAACGCACCGUACGGUACAAUGGCUAGGAUUAAUGGGCUUGCGCUGCGUAUGCUGACGGGUGAGGUGCCAGCUGACCGGGCCAUAGAUAUCAUGAUGUACGAAGUAUUAACAGGAUGGACAGAACUGAAAUGUACAGACAUGUUUCCGAGAUGCAGCAAAGCAAAUCCAGCGACAGUGGUACUUGACUCAAUUCUUCAGCCAUUGAGAAAAUCACAAAAUACUUCUAAUAGGUUAUAGUAAAAAUGUUAGAAGGACAAAAACUACUAAAAGUAGCACUGUUCUGUUUUUAGUAGUACAGUGCUACUCAUAGUAAUAUUCAUGAAGUAAUAGGUCAAUUUAAAGAAAAGAUGAAAAGUUUCUACAGUUACACCCAACUUCUCUAUAAAACGUUUUAAAGUAUAAACAACUGCUGCACAAGUUUUAAUAGUAAAAACUAACAUCCUUAGUUCAAAGGGCCAUUUUUAGGUCAGUGAUUAAAAAAGACAAAAGCGCACGAGUUUACUAGGUUAGACUAGGUAUGUCUAAAAAGCUACUUGAAUGGUAGAAAAUCUCUACAAAUUAGGU